UGGCCGCGGCCGCUUUGCACUCAUUCACUCCAGUCCUCUGCCGACUGUUGCGGCAAACGCACGCGCGCACCUCUCACGCCGUCAGAUGUUAGUCUACGAUUACGACAUCGCGUCGCAUCUCGGACUUUUACCGUGACAGUGAAACGAACACUACCGAAUAUGGGUUAAACGCUCCCUUAGGCGUAAUGAGUCCGGGCGAGCGUGCCGCCCUAGGGCGCCGCGAACCCGCUCGCCCUCAGUAUGCCACCACCGCACCGGGAUUCCCGCCACCCUACUACCCGCCCUAUGGUGUGCCACACCCGAAUGCAUGGCUUGGCGCACCCCUUAUAUCCAUGGCCGGACGUGCUCCACCACCCGCCCGGAAUAACCCCGUGUCAAAACUAGCGAUGCACGCUCAGGGAGCGCCCCUCAUCAUACAAAAUAGGCACGACCGAAGAAAGUACACAACAGCACCAGAGCAACGCAAUCACCGGCCUGUUGUUCACAAUGAGCAUGCCACCAGGGAGAGAUGUGAAGUCUCGGAGGGAAACCGGCCUCGUAUCCAGCAGCAGCAAACACGUUCCACCCGAGGCGGACGUAACAACAACACGGAUGCGGUUAGUGUCGCGAGCGAUGAGAGUUCCGGCUCGACAAACUCUGAAACAAUGUUGCCCAGGAUAAUUAAACCUAGAAAGCGACGCAAAAAAGACAGAAAACCGAAUAACAUUAUACCACACGAUUUAAGUGCUGCUAGUUUAGAUCUCGGUGAUGUGGACCAUUGUGCCGUUUCAGGAAUCAGUUCUUCGGGGCGUAGUAUUUAUGAAGAUUCUUAUUGUCGGGAAAUGUCAUUGCCGUAUCGAUUGGACGUUAAAGUGAUGGAAUACCCAGAACCGGUGCCAGAGACUUAUCGUGUAUCUGCUCUAGGUGAAGCUUUAGAAGCCACAAGAUUCGGUAUAGCGGAAGCCGCUUCGCCUGUGGAGUCUGCUGUCAGUUCGUGUCAGUGUCGCUAUUGUGAUCCGGUGGGACAAAUCUGGGAUGCCGAUUCGAUCGCAGAUUUGCUCGACGAAAAUUCUAGCGGCGAUUUCGCUCCUACGAAAUUGGAGGAUUCAAUGAAAGUCGUUGGGCCGCUUGGUAGGCGAGGAGCAGACACUACUUUGAGACGAAGCUGGAGCGAUCCCUCUUCGCGGGUGCCUGAACGACGGGAAGCUAAUACUAGCGAGACUUAUUCAGCACCUAAUUUGUACUCAUUAUUCCCACCCUCGAGAAGAGCAAGCUCUCCGGAGCCGCGCUCUCCACUCGCAUUAGAAAUAUCUUCAGAAAUCGUCACUUCGAUGAAUGGUCAUCGUGACCUGGAAAUCAAGUUAUUUUCGACCUCACCUUCGGCAACAAACACCGAUCGCCGCUCCUUCUUCGCUGAUAAAAGUGAAAGUGCUGCGAACAGAUGUAUUACCACAAGUUAUGAUGUUAAAGUGAAUAAUGUGGUAAACAGUGACAAAGUUAAAUCUAGUGUUAAAACAGAUGGCAAAAAUAGUGAGGAAGUGUCCGAAUCGGUGUGUCCGACAUCAUUGGCUGCCGGCGAUUCUUCGCGUAACAUUUGUGAUUUAGCUUUAGUUUCUGCCUGAGGUCGUUAUUGUCGAAAUGCGCGAUAUGAAAAAAAAUAUUGGUGUCGUUUAUCAUUAAUUAGAGAACUCCACGCCAUUUGAGCUGGACUCAAAUUGUGACAGCGAUUGUUUGCAUGGAAAAUCUCGGCGACCCAUUAAAAUUGAGAUCUCCGUAUCAGUUUCCUGUAGAUUCUAUAAUUAAUUUAUUAUUAAAAAUAACGUAGGAAGCUGACGGGGAGCUUUAUCUGGAGACAAAAUUCGCUGUUUAUCAGUUUUCUUGGCGAGUUAAUAUUUCGGUGUAGGCUUAGUUGUUUUGUAAAGAAGUUAAUUUGUUCAUUUGAAAUUUUCUAUCAGUCCCUUGCGAUUAGCUGUCGUGUUACUUUGAGCAGCUCUCAUUUCUAGAUAGCAUCUUGUGCAGCGGGCUUACGAGCCUGUGCAAUUAGCGUUUCACACUACUGACACGGUUCUCGCGGCGCGCAGCUCGCUAUUGCGGUUUCCCGCGGUUUUCACUGCGCACGCCGUUCCGGAUGGCGCCUCGCCGUUCCACUAUUAAUGAUUCCUUCAUCUUAAACAACAUUUGACUCGUAUUUGGUAUGAGUGUGUGAAACGCAAAAUAAAUAUGUUCAUUAACUUGUUUAAUAAUCACUAUUGUUAUUGGUUUUGUUGUAAGUUAUAUCAUAAAUUAAAUCGCAUAAGACACAAAUUAAAUUAACAAUCAAGAGACUUUAGUAUACUUUCGAAAAAAAAAAAGAUUAUGCUUGUUUUGUUACCUUUAUCAAAUUCAUAAUCUAUCCGGAUACAGGAUCGUUAAAAAUUGUGCAUCAUAAUUUAUAACAACGCAUUUAGAAAUCAUCAAUAUUAUUGUUCAUACGCACGAUUUUCACAGCGUUCUGCAGAAUUAUUUGAAUUUGUAUUUGAUACGCCGCCGCUGGAAGCGAUAAAACCACAGUUAUUUCCCUCUGGUUACGUGACUGACGUCGGCAAGUUAAUAGUAUUCCCCACAAUCGUUAUCGUUGCAUAACAGCCGCAUUGUUGACACUUUUGAAAUCCAUUUAUGCCCUUGCUAUCAGGUUGUAAACGAGCUCGAUACGCGGUCGUCGACUUUAUUCUCAAGACUGAUAUACUAACAUUUGAUUGAAAUAUUAUAACUUCUGUUCUAAUGUGUGUUUAACUCUAUAUUUUUAUUUCACGUUUCUUGUAUGUUGGUCACGUUGUUAUUAAAUAAUAACAACAGAAGCAUUAUAAAUAUCUAUAUACAUCCAAACAGAAGCAUCAUCUAUAUACAUCCAAGUCAAUGCAAUGUUUAUCUUUUCAUUGAUAAACAGCGAAUUAAAAACCUUCGUGUGUGUCGUAUGUUUUCGUUUAAGGGUCCAAUAAGUUUGUGAAUCCAGAUAAAGUUCCAUACUGUAGAUAAUGUGAAUAUAACUAAGUUAUUCAUGGACUGUACGCCUGUAAACAGUCUCUAUCGUUGGGUUUUACACUCCACGGGCUAUUUCGAUGUUUAAUUUUUUUGUUUAUGUGCUGUGUUCGCUUGCGUGGGUCGACAUGAUAAAUUGGUUCUUGCUUUAUUUUUUUUCUACGACAUGCUCAGCGUAGACGGGGAGUUAUCUAAAUCAAAUUCUUAUAGAAAUCCGUAUUAGUGGGUCCAUGUCAAUUGACAUAUUUAUCGGAUGUUCCAUUAACGGCUGCCUUUGAAGUUAGGCCUGCUUUAUGUUUACUUUCAUCCGAAAGGAAAGGGGCGAUAGCUUCUUUAUUGUCAAGUUGUUAACUUGAGUUAUUGAAAUUGGGUUCUCGAAUUAUUUGUUAUCUCUUUGUGAGAUGGGAACAGUGAAUUUUAAUCUUAAUCUCUCAACAAAAUUGAUUGUUUCGUUUGAUGCUGAGCCUAGGUUUUUGUUGGGAUUUCGUAAGGGCGUGGCGUCAUAUGUGGUUGUAAAACUCAACGAUACAACCCACUUUAAUGUAAACAAAUAGGCUAUGUCUAACUUACUGAGUGAAUGCAUUUUAUAUAAGGGUCCGCGUGGACGAGUCAAUUAAGUGGUCAAUCGCCUGAGGCACAAAGUGCAUUAAAUGAUGAAGGCGUUUCAUUGCGUCCAACGGUUUAUAGCCUUAUUUGUUUUUAGUUAUGAGACAAAAGUGUACACCACUAAGUGGUGUAGCUAGAUGUCUCAUGUUCAUGUUAAAUGUGUCAUUUUCGUCUAUUAUCAUUUCCAAAUUGACCUCUUCGUUUGUCGUAUUGUUCUCGUACGCGCGGACUCUGAAACUUAGGUUUAAUAUUUGUUUGUGUAUGUCAUGACAAUGAGACAUGAGUAAUACACGUCCGCACACUAUUUUUGUACAAUAAAUACCAUGUCCUUAUA
Molecule: messenger RNA, 3937 nt
Organism: Amyelois transitella
Lineage: Eukaryota; Metazoa; Arthropoda; Insecta; Lepidoptera; Pyralidae
Exons: 1
Coding region: 186-1601 (471 amino acids)
Source: RefSeq, a predicted model, not a curated record